Ctenopharyngodon idella (grass carp) is the source of this 2554-nucleotide messenger RNA. Its product is annotated as SLAM family member 5-like. Lineage: Eukaryota; Metazoa; Chordata; Actinopteri; Cypriniformes; Xenocyprididae. The transcript is spliced from 4 exons. Bases 311 to 1132 code for a protein of 273 amino acids. The record is from RefSeq and is a predicted model, not a curated record.
UUGGAAAUUCACACAUGAACAUAAAAACAUGAUAUCACAGCUUAUUCUGAUGUUUUAGAAGAGAACAGAACUGAACUGUUUAGACCAAUGAGGAUUAAGCUGUGUCGUCAUCAAGUGGUUUCUCAAAGUAGAAGUUGAUUCACUCCUCCACUUCACAACAGACCUGCAGCACCAGCUGUCCCUUCAGCUCUUCUGUCGCUGUUGACCACAUCUUCAACCUUUAUGAUCACAUUUAUGGCUUUUUGUGUUUAAAUGUAGCAUUUAGGAACUUGGGAAAUUAGGAACUUGUAAUUGGAAACCAUUCACCGAAAUGCCAAAAAAUAUAAAUGACAUGGACAUGUUUAUAUUCAUCUGUUUGUGCUUAUGGAGUCUGAAUGGUGUGUUUGUUGCUGAUGCAGUGAAGUCAGAGUCAGUGACUGAGGGAGAAUCAGUCUCUCUGAACUCUAGAUUCACUCAAAUACAGACACAUGAAGACAUCGAGUGGAGGUUUGGUGACAUUCUCAUAGCUAAAGUGAAGAACAACAAGAACGUGUUUUAUGAUAUUGAUAAAGAGAGUUUCAAAGACAGACUGAAACUGGAUCAGACUGGAUCUCUGACCAUCAUCAACAGCAGAACCACAGACUCUGGACUUUAUACAGUCUCCAGCAGCAGCAGAGACACGAUCAACACGAUCAAUCUCACUGUCUAUGCUCGUCUGCCUGUUCCUGUCAUCAGCAGUAACUCUUCAUCAUCAUCAUCAUCAUCAUCAUGUUCAUUGGUGUGUUCAGCUGUGAAUGUGAGUCAUGUGACUCUCUCCUGGUUCAAAGGAAACAGUGUAUUCUCCAGCAUCAGAGUGUCUGAUCUCAGCAGCUGGUCUGAUCUUCUUCUCCAUCUGGAGUGUGUGGAUGAUUCCUACAGCUGUGUGCUGAACAAUCCCAUCAGAAACCAGACUCAACACCUCAACAACACUCAACUCUGUCAGACAUGUGCUGCAGUUUGUAUCCACUAUUGUGGCUUUACUGAAGCUGUGAUCCGAUUGGCUCUCUCUGCUCUGGUGGGCGUGGCUACUGUGGCUGUUCUGGUUUAUGACAUCAGAUCCAGAAGUCUUCAACAGAAGAAGAGCGUCCAGAAAUAUCCAUCAGACUCUGAUUAAUCAGAUACUCAGGAAGGUAGAGAUGUUCUUGAACCACUGUAGACGUGAUAUUACAAGAAAUAUCAUUUUAAAAAUCAUUAUCAUUUUUUUUCAGAAUCUAAACUCUUCUUUUUAGUUUACUCCCUUUAUAAUUUUCACAUCAGUUGUGCUUGUUUGUCACUUUUCACAAUAUAAAUCAUUUUAAAGCAGAUUUUCAAAGAAUUUGCUUUAAAAUAUACAAAAAAACACAAAUUUUAGGAAUCUGUCAAAAACUUGUUUAAAACUAAAAAUGUUAUAGUCAAUAAAUAGUCUUUAUUCACACAUAAUAACCAACAAAUAUAAUAUUUUGUAUGUCCUCCUCUGGCCUUGAUAACAGCUUGUGUUCUUGCUGGUUUGUUUUCAUGUACUUUUACACAGUCUCUGUUGUUAGUGACUGUAACUGGACAUCUGAAUAAUAAAAAAGUAAUAAAAAUAUAAAGUGAUGUCCAGCUCAAUGAGAUAAUGAUCUUGAAAACUGUUAUCUAAAUAAAAGCAUUAAUAAGAUUAUUACUUGUGUUUGCUGACAGAUUGUUGGGGUCACAAAAUGUUUUUAAAGUCCUUGAUGUUUAUUAGUUUAUUGGAGUAUGAAUGAAUAUAGUGAUAUGUCUGUCUCCAUUUCACUGUUAUAUUUAUGACAACAGAAAAUACCAUGAUAUUGAUCAAACAUUUGUUGUAAGCCAUGAUUAAUGGUCAGCUCACUUCUUUUAUUUAGAAUUUUUUAGGUAAAUGUAAUGUUUGUUUUUUUGUUUUGUUUUUCCUGUUGGUUUUCUUCUCUUGUUUUUAUGCUUUGUUUCUCAGUCUUUGGUGAUGUUUUUAUUGUGAACAGACAGACUUUAAUAAGUGGAAAUCAUUUCCUUUGAAUAGACAAGUGAUUACUUAUAUUUGUUAGAUUAUUUAGUUUUUAGUCAGAGUUUUUUUUUUUAAUUGUUAUUUUGGGUCGAGUGCACAUUUUAAAGAUUUCUUCUUGUGAAAUAAAACAAUAAAUCAUUUAAAGGUUUUUCAGGAUCUGCAUGUGUCUUAAAUGUAGCAAUAGCUUGACAAGAAGAAAGAAGGAUGAUGGACGAUUUGAUGCCAGGACCGAGAUUAGCAGAAUUGUAUUUAGCUGAACUAUAUAUUAUUUCCACAAACAAGUGUAAACUAUUGCAUUUUUUCAUUAAUACAUUAGGGGUUUUAAUAUGUAAGUUAAAGCCAACACAAAACGUGCCUUUGAAAAGUGGGGCAUGGUUAAAGCAUAAAUCAUUUACUGUGCUUAUUUUUUUAAAUCACAAUUAUAACUGUACUUAAAAUAAAUUAGGCUAACAUUAGAUGCUCAUGAAGAAUCAGUUGCAGAACCUGCUGCAGAUACAUGAAGGAAUUAGGCUACAUAUAAUAUACAAAAUGCAGAAGAUUUCUUCUUUCUGUUGG